AUGGGAAAAGCAAAAAAACUGAAGCCCUCACAAGUAGGUCAAAAUAUAGCCCUUGCUGAUCAAAUAGAAGCGACUAAUUCAGUUAAAUUGAAAAACAGAAUCAAAGAAAAAAAUAGACACGAUGAGGACGAAGAAUUCGUCAACGCAGACUUAUCCAAAAAAAUCUUGAAAGCCGCUCGGCGGCAACAGGCUGAGUUUGGAACUGGCAUUGCUUCAUCUUCUACUAAAAACACAAUUCCUCUAACUAUAAAUGAUUCCAAUUCUGAUAACGAUGAGCAAUCAGAUCAAGAUGAACUUGAACCAGAUACAUAUUAUGAUAAUAUUGAAAUUAAUGAAGAAGAUGAAGAGGCAAUUAAAAUGUUUAUGUCAGCUAACCCAGAAAGGACUAGGACAUUAGCGGAUAUUAUCAAGGACAAAAUAACUGACAAACACACUGAACUUCAAACACAAUUUUCAGAUGUAGAAACCCUCAAAUUACAAAACAUUGAUCCUAGGAUAAAAACAAUGUAUCAAGGAGUUAGAGAUGUUUUACAGAAAUAUAGAUCAGGAAAACUGCCAAAAGCAUUCAAAAUGAUCCCUCACUUGCAAAAUUGGGAGCAGAUUCUAUAUCUUACUGAACCAACAACAUGGUCUGCAGCUGCUAUGUAUCAGGCUACAAGAAUAUUUGCAUCAAAUCUUAAGGAAAAAAUGGCUCAAAGGUUUUACAAUUUAGUAUUGUUGCCUAGAGUGAGAGAUGAUUUGGCUGAGUAUAAGAGAUUAAAUUUCCAUUUAUAUCAGGCUCUUAGGAAAGCUCUCUUCAAGCCUGGAGCAUUUAUGAAGGGCAUUCUGUUACCCUUGUUGGAAGCUGGUGAUUGUACUUUGCGAGAAGCAAUUAUAGUAGGCUCAGUAUUGGCACGAAAUUCUGUUCCUGUAUUACAUUCAAGUGCAGCUAUGUUAAAAAUAGCUGAAAUGGACUACACUGGUGCAAGUUCAAUAUUCCUAAGGAUUCUAUUUGAUAAGAAGUAUGCUUUACCAUAUCGAGUGGUUGAUUCUGUAGUAUUCCACUUCUUAAGAUUUAACAAUGAUCAUAGAACAUUGCCUGUGUUGUGGCAUCAAGCAUUACUUACAUUUGUUCAAAGAUACAAGGCAGAUAUAUCAACAGAGCAGCGUGAUGCUCUUCUAGAACUGUUGCGGAAACAAUCACACCCUACUAUUACACCUGAGAUAAGAAGAGAACUGCAUGCUGCCAAAUGCAGGGAUAUUGAAGUUAAUGAAGCUGUACCAAGUUGUAUGGUGGUUGAAUAAAAAUUAUUUUAAGCAAAUACUAAAUAUAUGUUGUUGUACACUU
This is a messenger RNA of Zerene cesonia (dogface butterfly), 1327 nucleotides long. It is a transcript of the gene bys, whose product is annotated as bystin. Gene Ontology annotation, molecular function: snoRNA binding. Gene Ontology annotation, biological process: rRNA processing. Bases 1 to 1284 code for a protein of 427 amino acids. The record is from RefSeq and is a predicted model, not a curated record. NCBI's taxonomy places the organism in Eukaryota, Metazoa, Arthropoda, Insecta, Lepidoptera, Pieridae. The transcript has 8 exons. Gene Ontology annotation, cellular component: preribosome, small subunit precursor; cytoplasm; nucleolus.